AUGAUGGAGGAGAACAACAACGUCAUCGCGCCGUUCGUUAUGAAGACUUACCAGAUGGUCAACGAUCCGACGACGGACAAGUUAAUCACUUGGGGCCAAGCCAACAACAGCUUCAUCGUCGUCGACCCUUUAGACUUCUCUCAGAGGCUCUUACCCGCUUACUUCAAGCACAACAAUUUCUCCAGCUUCGUUCGCCAGCUUAACACAUAUGGAUUUCGAAAGGUCGAUCCAGAUAGGUGGGAAUUUGCGAACGAGUGGUUUCUGCGGGGCCAAACGCAUUUGCUGAGGAACGUGGUGAGGAGAAAGCACAUGGGUAAGAAUUCGUAUUCGAAUUCGAAUUCGACCACGUGCUUAUUACAGGGGAAGCACGAGGAGCUUGACGACGAAGAGAUAGUGAUGGAGAUUGCGAGGUUGAAGCAGGAGCAGAAGGCGUUGGAAGAAGAAAUGGAGAACAUGAACAAGAGAUUGGAGGCAACUGAGAGACGACCCCAGCAAAUGAUGGCUUUUCUGCACAAAGUCGCGGAGGACCCUGAGAUUUUGCCACGUAUUAUGCUCGAGAAGGAUCGUACGUUCAGGGCGCAGUUGGGGGAGAAGAAGCGGCGGGUUAUGAUGAUAACCUCGCCGUCGUCGUCUUCGUCGGGCAUGGGGGCCACCAACUCCGUCAAGACCGAGGAUGAGGAUGACGGAACCGUAGGGGUAAUUUCGUCAUCUCCCGAACCAGGUUUUGAGAUGGAGAGUUUUUAUUCCACGUCUCCAGAGACGUCGACGGCGCGAGAGUGGGGGAGGCAGAGGCGGGUUGUGGAUCGGGUUCGGGCUGUGCAAGACCCCUAUAAUAUGAACCCGACGGUGUCGGGUAAUGGGAUCGGGAAUAGUAGUAAUUCCGGGUACGGGUAUGGGAAUAGAAAUGGUGGUGCGGAAGUGGGUUAUCUCACAGAGGAACCUACCCCUGCACCACCGCCUUAUCCAUUCUCGUUGUUAGAGGGUAGCUUUUAG
Prunus armeniaca (apricot) is the source of this 993-nucleotide messenger RNA. The record is from the annotation of a GenBank genome assembly. Lineage: Eukaryota; Viridiplantae; Streptophyta; Magnoliopsida; Rosales; Rosaceae.